Messenger RNA from Trichosurus vulpecula (common brushtail), 1164 nucleotides. Its product is annotated as E3 ubiquitin-protein ligase TRIM11-like. The transcript is spliced from 2 exons. Lineage: Eukaryota; Metazoa; Chordata; Mammalia; Diprotodontia; Phalangeridae. The record is from RefSeq and is a predicted model, not a curated record. Gene Ontology annotation, molecular function: zinc ion binding; protein binding. Bases 1 to 1164 code for a protein of 387 amino acids.
AUGGCCUCUUACUCAGAGCAGAUUCAAGACUUCCAGAGAGAGCUCACCUGCUCCAUCUGCAUGGAGUUCUUCACAAACCCAGUGUCCACUGAGUGUGGCCAUACUUUUUGCUAUGAUUGCUUCCUCAGGAGCUGCCAGGAAGUCUCUCCUCCUAUCUUCUGUCCAGAGUGUAGGAGUGUCAUCCAGAUGAGGGAUUUCAAAACCAACAUUCGACUUGGGAAACUAGCAACCAUUGCCCAAAAACUAAGAUCCCACCCUUCACCGUACUUUGAAGGACGUAGAAAGUGCGAGGUACAUCAGAAAGUGCAGAAGCUGUUCUGUGAGGAUGACCACCGCCCAAUCUGUGUGUCCUGUUCUCAAUCCCAGGAACACAAAGCUCAUAGACUCCGUUGCAUCGAUGAGGCUGCUGAGGACUUCAGGGAGAGGCUCAGAGAAACUGUGACUGUUUUGUGGAGGAAAACUGAGGACGUCGUUCAACUAAUGGCCAAUGAAAAGUUUAAAUUUGCCCAGGAUAUGGAAGAAGUGUUAAACAGGAAUGAAUAUGUGCUCCAAAAGGAAAUAGAAACCUUUGGUGUACAUGUGACUACUCACAUCAUCCCUGGAAUGAUGGAACGGAUUUUCAAUUUGAAAGUGGACAUCACUUUGGAUAGAAACACAGCUGAUUCAGGUCUCAUCAUAUCUGAGGAUCUGAAGAGUGUGAGAUAUGGAGGUGUCCAGGAGGAAGCACCCAACAACAGUGGGAGGUUACCAGAUUUUGCACAAGUUCUUGGUACUCAGUCUUUCAUUUCAGGGAGAUAUUACUGGGAGGUGGAGGUGCCAAAUAACACUCUCUGGUGUGUUGGCAUCUGCCCAGAAUCAAAAGAGUCUCAAGACUUCUUUGUGCUUAGGACUGUAAAGACACACAACUACUUCUUUCUUUAUGCCAUGGCCCAGCACAAUCUUUAUUCCAAAGUCCAUACAAAAUACCGCCAGGUCAAUGUGCCCAACCUAAAGGUGGGAAUUUUCCUUGACUAUGAACGUGGAGAGAUAUCAUUUUAUCAUGUGAAAAACAGGUAUCUAAUUUACACUUUCCCUGCCACUUCAUUCUCAGGACCCCUUAUGCCACUCUUCUGUCUUCCCAAGAAAAUCUCAACAGAUGAUUGCUCUCUCACAAUCUGCCCCUAA